CGGCUUCGGCAGCGGCGGCGCGACGGGAAGCGGCGGCAGGGCGAGUUGGAUAAGGCUCCAUGUCGGAGAGACCGUACGAAUCCGUACUGAAGUCCGGAUCGUACUGCGUGUUGGCGUCGAACGACCGAUAUUCGCCAGUUUCAUUGUCUUAUCCCCUUCGGUUCUGUGGAGAAGGCUGCCCGUGGGGUCGGUUUUUGAGGGUCGGCGGGCCGAGUAGUGGUAUUUUUCGGCGGCAUUCAUGGACCAACGACCCGAGCCCACCUAGAUCCGCCGCUGGAGGAGAUGGAGCAGUGGGAGAGGGUGUUGGUGCGGCAGUGGCGGCAGUGGCAGCAGGCAGAAACUUGGAGGAUUGGAGAGGUCUCAGUAUCCCACAAGGUCUUUACAAGUGCUCCCCUACCAAUCUUCAAGCCAUUCGGGCGUGUUAGUCACAUCAUCAUCAGAAUGGGUUUCCAGGUGUAGA
Messenger RNA from Salvia splendens (bonfire salvia), 460 nucleotides. RefSeq lists its product as uncharacterized. NCBI's taxonomy places the organism in Eukaryota, Viridiplantae, Streptophyta, Magnoliopsida, Lamiales, Lamiaceae. The transcript has 3 exons. The record is from RefSeq and is a predicted model, not a curated record. The coding region runs from base 60 to 425 and encodes 121 amino acids.